Messenger RNA from Bipolaris sorokiniana ND90Pr, 1566 nucleotides. RefSeq lists its product as uncharacterized. The transcript has 3 exons. Gene Ontology annotation, biological process: purine ribonucleoside salvage. Bases 227 to 1273 code for a protein of 348 amino acids. Gene Ontology annotation, cellular component: nucleus; cytosol. Gene Ontology annotation, molecular function: adenosine kinase activity. Lineage: Eukaryota; Fungi; Ascomycota; Dothideomycetes; Pleosporales; Pleosporaceae. The record is from RefSeq and is a predicted model, not a curated record.
CUUCUUCCUUUCCUCAAGCACAACGAACAUAUGAUCAAGGAUGCUUGGUCGGCACCGCCUCGCCAGUAUCGCGCCGCGGGGCUCGGCGGAUUUAGCACGACUUAGCGCGAGAUUUGCUGUCCCUCAAUGUCCGAAACUCCGCCCCACAUUAAGCACUUUCUCCCCGCUACAACUCCAACAAUCGCCUUUCCUAAGAAAAACAGCAACCAUAACAACAACCACAACAAUGCCUGGAAACUACGAGCUACUGUGCCUUGAGAACCCGCUCCUGGACAUCCAGGGCGUUGGUGACCAAGCUCUUCUGGACAAGUAUGAUCUCAAAGCCAAUGACGCUAUCCUCGCCGACCCAGAGAAGCACAUGGGAUUGUACGAGGACUUGAUCCAGAACUACAAGGCCGUCCUCAUCGCCGGUGGUGCUGCGCAGAACACUGCCCGAGGUGCUGCAUACGUCCUUGAGCCCAACUCAGUCGUCUACAUUGGUUGCAUUGGCAAGGACAAGUACGGUGAGACUCUCGAGAAGAUCUCUGCCGAUGCUGGUGUCAAGACCGAGUACCUCUAUGACGAGAAGACCCCCACCGGCCGCUGCGGUGUUGUCAUCACUGGCCACAACCGCUCACUGUGCACCGAUCUCGCUGCUGCCAACAACUACAAGCUUGAGCAUCUGAAGCAGGACCACAUCUGGAAGCAGGUUGAGAACGCCAAGGUCUUCUACGUUGGUGGCUUCCACUUGACCGUCUGCGUACCCGCCAUUAAGGCGCUUGCUGAGGAGGCUGCAUCAAAGAACAAGCAAUUCAUUCUCAACCUCUCCGCUCCAUUCAUCUCACAAUUCUUCAAGGAUCCUCUCGAUGAGGUCAUCCCAUACGUCGACAUCCUGAUCGGCAAUGAGACCGAAGCCGCAGCAUUCGCUGAGUCCCACGGUUUCGAGACCAAGGACGUCAAGGAGAUUGCAAAGAAGAUUGCCAGCCUGCCCAAGAAGAAUACCAACAGGCCAAGGACAGUCGUCUUCACCCAAGGCACUGACCCCACCAUCGCCGUUACUAGCAAGGAGGGUAGUGAGCCCGAGGUCAUAGAAGUUGCCGUACAUGCCAUCAGCAGCGACAAGAUCAAUGACACCAACGGUGCCGGUGAUGCAUUCGCUGGUGGUUUCGUCGCUGGUAUUGUCCAGGGCAAGCCUCUUGAGAAGGCCAUUGACAUGGGCCAGUGGCUUGCGAAACUUAGCAUUCAGGAGCUCGGUCCCUCGUACCCACAGCCCAAGCAGACUUACAGCGGCUAAGCGUUUUUCACAUAAUGUGAGCGUGGAAGCUCGUGUAUUUCAACAAUCUACGAGAGAGAGAAGUAGCAUGCCACCACAAGGUAGAGGCAUGCUUGCCGUCUUCAGGCCUCCGCAUUACGGGGCAUCUGGAUCUCGAUAUCGACAUUGCAUAAUGACGAUGUGUUUGUUUUGGCGUAGGGCGAUUAUAAAAGUAAAACAUGGCCUUUCAACAGCCAAAGAUAGAUACCCUCAGCGGUUAAGCUGCUAGAUAACGAAGAAAAUGAGAUGACUAAAGUUGCUGCAUUAUCAUAGAG